Micropterus dolomieu (smallmouth bass) is the source of this 1418-nucleotide messenger RNA. RefSeq names its product rap1 GTPase-GDP dissociation stimulator 1. The record is from RefSeq and is a predicted model, not a curated record. The transcript has 10 exons. Gene Ontology annotation, cellular component: cytosol. Gene Ontology annotation, molecular function: protein binding; guanyl-nucleotide exchange factor activity. Lineage: Eukaryota; Metazoa; Chordata; Actinopteri; Centrarchiformes; Centrarchidae. Gene Ontology annotation, biological process: positive regulation of GTPase activity. The annotation marks the transcript as partial.
UGCAGCAAUGAUGAUACAGUGAAUGACUCUGCGCGGGAUGCCCUGGCAGAGCUGGAUGUGGCAGAUGUACUGACGUUUCAGCUGAAACGGGCGCCUGAUGCCGAACGACGACAUGUCAUCCUGGAAAUACUGGGCUCACUGGGCGAGAGUGAUACGCUGAAGCUGCAGUUUGCAGAAUCAGGAGUACCAGAGGCUUUAUCAGAGAUGAUUAGGAGUCUACAGGGAGGUUCUGACCCCCACGACCUCUGCAGCAUCAAGAUCGCCUCCAAUCUCAUAGUGUCCCUGCUUUUAGGAGAUGAGUCUAUGCAGAAGUGUUUUGGUGAGGGGUCAGGUCUCGUGUAUCAGGAUGUCCUGUCCUGGCUGCAGAGCUCCAACACCCAGCUGCAGCUGUCUGGAGCCCUGGCCAUCGCCAACUUUGCCAGGAACGACAGUAACUGUGUGAAGAUGCUGGACCUCGGUGUGGUUCCUCACAUCCUGACCUUGCUGGAGCAGCAUGUCGAUGAAGGAGACGUGUCUGUUCAACAUGCUGGACUGAGUGCACUCAGAAACCUGGCCAUUCCUGCCACCAACAAAGUGCAGCUGCUGGAGGAUGGGGUGACUGAGAGGAUAAAGACCCUGCUGCGCUCUGACAUGCCACCAGUUCAGUUCAAACUGCUGGGUACACUACGCAUGAUGGUGGAUGGACAAGAGGAGGCAGCCUUGGUGCUGGGUAGAGAUGCUGUGCUGCUGGCUCGGGUCAUGGAGUGGUGUGAAGCCAAAGACCACGCAGGAGUCCGAGGAGAAGCCAGCCGCCUUCUGGCUGCCUUCAUCAGACACAGCCGCAGUCCUGAAGUUGUCCAUGCUGUAGCCAAAGCAGAUGGGGUUCGACACCUUAUCUCCAUGGCAACAAGUGAGCAUGUGAUCAUGCAGAACGAGGCCCUGGUUGCCCUGGCGAUAGCAUCUGCCACUGACAUUGAGUCUAUGAAGAAUCCAUUUAAGGAUGCGGACCUGUUGCCCAUGCUGAAGAAGAUGUUGGAGGAUCCUGCAGGGGCCAUCGAAGUCAAGUUCAGUGCUUUGGGUCUCAUCUGCAGCCUGGCUAACUCCAGUGUGAUGAAGGAGGAGUUGAACUCUGUGAAUAUGAAGGAAAGCCUCAGUAAACUGACAGAUCAUAGCAGCAGUAAACUUGCCACGCAGGCCAGCUCCAUUCUUGCCAUUCUCAGUGACACCAGCUAAACCAGCACACUUCACCGACAAAGGAUUUCAUCUGCUGUAUGGGUUUAUCCAGCUUAUUCAAUCACAUCAUUUAGUCCACUGCACAGAUACUGCUAAAUACUGAAUUGGCCUCUAAAAUGUCACCUGUUCUGUGGCAAUAAUUACUAAUUGAAGACGACCAAGACUGUAUGUUUCUGUUCACAGAAGGAAUAAACCAUAUAAUGACA